ACAGUACAGUCCAUAAUUUUCUUCCUAUAUUCCUCUAAAAUCCAGAAACCCCAAAAACUUGUACAUAAAUAAUCUAUGUACUCCAAAAGCCAGCGGAAGAUGAAGGAGGAGAUGACAAGACGAAUCGAUAAGAGAUCAAGCGUCAAUUCGUUGCGACAAAGCUUGCUACUCUAUUCACUCGCAAGUCGCAUCAUCCCCCGAGGCCACCAUCGAUACUGCCGGCGAAGUUAAUAAAAGGGAGUAGAUGUGUUCGGUAAUGCGUGAAUUGUCGAUGAAGGCAUGAAUGAGCUGAAUUCAGUCCAUGUCGACAUGGAUUUGCUGUUACAGUCGCAUGUAAAGGCGUUUCUUCGUGUUGUUUCAUUUUCAUCAUGGUGAUUGGUGAUUGUCAAUUAUUUGAUCAUGAUUUACUAUGACUGAGAUUUUGAAAUAAGGCCGCCGCGGAAAAUCCAGCCACCAACGAUCAGCACCACCAUCAGUUUACUUUUCUCAAAUCAAUAAAAAGGAAUUUCAGCAGGCAUCAGAAGAUAGUCAAGAGUCCAUUGAAACGAGCAAGAGAGAACGACAGAAGCACCUGGCACCUCGUGUGUGUUCUACAGUCGGUUCCGUUUCGUGUUCAACGGCCACGGUUCUCUGGCAAGCAGUCGAAACCCUCAUCUUCUUCGCAUUAAACCCUAACCCUCUCACCCCAUUUCUUCAGCUCGCAUUAACGCUACUUGUUCUCUGAAAGAGAAGAAGAACGUUUCAAUUAGGAUUUCGUUUGUGAGUUUGUGACCGUUUCAUAGGUUCAAACGAGUGACUUUCGCCAAAAAAAUAUCUGGGUUUUUCCUUAGAGGAACUGUUUCUGCGUUUUUCUGCUAUUUUCGAUGUGUCUUUACUGCUGGUUUAGAUGUAUGGUUUCUAAAUAUGUAAUCUUUGAUUUGCUUGGGUCUAUGUUUUACUUGACUGUGCUUCGUUUUGGUUUCAUUUUCUCCUCAUUUUAAAGAUUUAGUUCCAUUUGUUUCAUUUUCGUAGCUUGCUUCUUCCGCAUUUGACAUAAUAAGGAUGAUCAAAUGUCUUAAACCCUUGAAGCGACUCACUUUCUGCGUUUUUCUGCUAUUAGCGGUUUGUCUUUGCCGCUAGGUUAGAUAUUUUGGGUCUGAAUUGUUGAUUUUGCUUUGGGUUUGUCUUUUUUGCUUUUGAUUCUGCUUUUUGCUUUGAAGGUGAUUCUGAUGAGGAAGAUGAGGAGUUUCUAAUCUGUCUUUCGAGUCUCUCUUAUGUGAUUGAAAUCAGUUUCUUCUUUUAUGUUCUUUUAUGUCUCUUUCAAGACCAUCUUCACUUGUUUAUCCUCUAUUCCAAGAGCAUUCAUAGCACUAAAAGCUUUCUUGAACUGGGAGUUAAUUGCCAAGGACAAUUAUAAGGCUCUCGCUGAUGCUAUCUUCGAAGCCCAAGAGACUCAGACUACUCAAGAAAGGAAUGAAAUGGAAAAGAAAGCUGAAUGCAGCGGUUCAGAACCGGACAGAGGAAAGAAGAAGGCACGUGAGAUUGGAUGGGAUUCAGUUAUGAGCAUCGCCUCCAAGAUUUAAUUUUGUACGAAGCAUUUCUUUAUUACAACCCUCUUCUCUUGUGGUGUUCUCUCAAGCAUGUCUCAAUUAUGACAGUCUUUGAUCUCGACCAUAACCAACUUACUUAUAGAGAGAUGUGGCAGCUGCAGUGUAGCAUAUGGAUGAAAAUCAUUGUCCCAAGUAGCAUGACAACAUAUCUAUAUCUGUCUUCUCAUGUGGAAGUAGCUUUGGGUGCUUCACAACCGAUUAGCUACAUGUCCUUAUAAUCUAUUGUAAAGGUGCUCCUGUACAUUGGUUUUGCUUUGGUUCUGAUAUUUCCGAUCGCCAUUUUCUACUUGUAAACUUGACAUUUUCUACAUUAUGCAGCAGGAUAGCUCUAAAGUUUUUUUAUUGGAAUAGUUCUUAAUUUUGAUAGUAUUCUGUUUGUAAUAAAGCAACUCUUUGAAAGUAAAGUAACUAUUCAAUUAAUGAGUGAGAGAAAGUAGAAAGGAAGAUUUAGAGAGUGGGAUUCAAAAGAAAAUCAUACUAUCCUGCCAUUAGAGCAUUGACUGACUGAGAAA
Thlaspi arvense is the source of this 2101-nucleotide messenger RNA. The record is from the annotation of a GenBank genome assembly. Lineage: Eukaryota; Viridiplantae; Streptophyta; Magnoliopsida; Brassicales; Brassicaceae.